This is a messenger RNA of Dothidotthia symphoricarpi CBS 119687, 1640 nucleotides long. RefSeq names its product D-isomer-specific 2-hydroxyacid dehydrogenase-like protein. The record is from RefSeq and is a predicted model, not a curated record. Gene Ontology annotation, molecular function: NAD binding; oxidoreductase activity, acting on the CH-OH group of donors, NAD or NADP as acceptor. NCBI's taxonomy places the organism in Eukaryota, Fungi, Ascomycota, Dothideomycetes, Pleosporales, Dothidotthiaceae. The transcript has 2 exons. The coding region runs from base 283 to 1431 and encodes 382 amino acids.
CGCUUAGCUUCGCUUCCACUGUUCCUCCAGCCAGACGUCAUCUUUGCUGAGCAUUCUUCUGUAUUAAGAAACGGAACUCCUGUUGUCGCGGGAAAAAGAUGCUAUCACUACAGUCAAAACCAGAUCGCUCGCCUUGAGAGAAUCACGUAAAACCAAGAAGCACAACAUCUGUAGAUGCGAUAUCGGCUCCGAUAUUUAUGCCUGAAUGCCAAAACUGGGACUGCCUUUAUCGCUUCCACCCUCACUCCUGUUAGAUACAUACGACACUCUGUCUCCCGCACUAUGGAUUCUCCGCUCCCCAUUAAGCUGGCAAUCCUCGACGACUAUCAUAACAUUGCAUUACAUCACUUCUCUCACAUUGACAGCUCAAAGAUCGAUAUAACAGUCUUCCACGAUACCCUCCCCGCCUACUCGCACCCUAAAACCACCAAUGCCGACUCCAAAGCUCUCGUCAACCGCCUCAAGCCCUUCUCAGCUCUUUCCACGAUGCGCGAGCGUACCGCGUUCCCAGGCGAGCUCCUCCGACAGCUUCCCAAUCUCAAAGUCAUCUUCGCGACAGGGGCCAAGUUCGAGAGCUGGGAUUUGGAUGUAAUGAAGGAGCUGGGCAUCAAAGUUUGUGCCGCGCCAGGAAAGGGAAGGACAGACGGUCGAGGCAGACAGUCUCCACGGUCCUUACCGGUCAAGAAGGGUGGUGGACAUCCUACGACGCAACAUGUUUGGGCGCUUAUACUGGCUUUGGCGCGGAACGUGGCCGCUGAUGACGCUGUCGUGAAGGGGAAACACAAUUCUGCGGCAUGGCAGACAGAACUUGCGAUUGGCUUGCAGGGAAAGACUCUGGGCCUUGUUGGUCUCGGAAGAAUUGGUUCGCAUGUGGCAAGAGUGGGUGUGUUAGCGUUUGGAAUGAAGGUCGUCUGUUGGAGCGCGAACCUGACACAAGAGAAAGCGGACCAGCUGGCAGAGGAGGUGGGUCUACCAGUCAGAGGAGGAGGUAUGGCUGGUGACGACGAGAAGACGUUCAAGGUAACGAGCAAGAAAGAACUGUUCGAGACGUCUGAUGUGAUCAGCGUGCACUAUGUGCUCAGCGAGCGAUCCAGAGCUAUCGUAAGUGCACAGGAACUACGCUGGAUGAAAUCCUCCGGACUUCUGGUCAAUACAUCUCGAGGUCCGCUUGUUGAUGAAGCUGCGCUUCUGGAUACACUUAGGAACGGUCGGAUACGAGGGGCUGCUUUGGAUGUCUUUGACAUUGAGCCGUUACCGGCGGACAGUCCCUGGCGGACAGAAGACUGGGACGAUCCAUCUAAGAGUAGAGUGUUGUUGACUCCGCACAUGGGAUAUGUGGAAGAGGGGACAUUGACAACAUGGUAUGAAGAGACAGCAGAGAACGUGGAAAGACUUGUCGAAAGCAAAGAGCUGUUGCAUUUGAUCAUGUAACAACUACUCUCAACAUUUCGGAUCACAACAAGAUAUAAUGGUCAAAAGUUGGUAUCAUCACGCGAAACACUCGACCCCCACUCUUCAUCGGUGACAUGGAAACUACGCUCAACCAUAAUUUGUAAUCCGUCAUUUGCAUUGCUCUGAGCACUCUGCCAGUUUAUAUCCAUCUCGCUUCCACGGUCGUUUCUGUUGUCGUCGACAGCGUG